This is a messenger RNA of Acanthaster planci (crown-of-thorns starfish), 8906 nucleotides long. RefSeq names its product pecanex-like protein 1. Gene Ontology annotation, cellular component: membrane. Lineage: Eukaryota; Metazoa; Echinodermata; Asteroidea; Valvatida; Acanthasteridae. The record is from RefSeq and is a predicted model, not a curated record.
UAUGUCGAUGAAAGGGGGAAGUACAUGUAUGUACAGUCUUCAGAUCAUGUUCAUGUACUGUGUCAUAAAAUGGUUGGCUUCUGCACUGGUGAUCAAGAAAUGGAAAUGGAGUGAUCGUUGAUAAAUACUUGGUCCAUUUUACGGCCAGGGUUCCGCCUUUUGUAUUACUCAACAUGGGUUCACACACGCUUGAAGUUUUACGCCAAGGCUUGUGGGGUUCAUUAACGGGGGGAUGGUAUUUUGACCCACACCAGAAUAUUUUUUGCAACACACUCCACCUGUAUUUAUGGCUCUUCCUGUUGUGUUUUCCACUGGGUUUAUACAUGGCAUUUCCCCCUUUUCCUGCAAUAUGGGCCUCCUACAGCUUGUUAACAGCCUUGGUUUUCUCCUGCAUCAAGUUCAUCAGCUACCGCAUGCACCUGACCUUUGACUCCGGGGAAGAGGCCACCCCAGGAGAAGAGACAGAAGAAAAGCCCAGUGAAGACAGCGGCAAAGGCGAGGAGGCAGGGGAGAUUGAAGAGAUCGGGUUUGGCACCAGUGGUCAUCACAGGACAAAAUUUGGCAUGGAAGACGAUGCGAUUGAGCUGGAAGAGCUGAACAGCAACCCCCAGCAUGUAGCAUCAACAUCAGGGAGAGAGAGCUCGAGGGAUUCCUUCCCUCCAGACAAUGAAAAGGGGGCGUGGAGCGAUAAGGAUCUGCCAGGUACCAUCCGCUUGGAGAUCCACCCUCAGAAGGAGCCACCGACUACCAGCCACCUGGACAAUUCCCUCAGUGAGGCCCUGGAUGCCCUCAAUAACACGAACAACCUGAAGCUGGAUAGCAUUGACGGCUCAUCAAGACAGCCCGGUGGAACUGAAACAGUACCAGCAGCAGUGUUCACAAGUCAUGGCUCGCCACAUAGCAGAAAGAGAAGACAGGUGAGACCCCAGGAUGCAGGUCAGUCGUCCAGUCGGAGGAGGAACCGUAUGUCCAUGGGAACCAACACAAGUCGGGGCAUGUCAUCCCCAAAGGGCCCCUCAAGCACAGAACUUGGUAGUGACGCAGACUUCAAGACAGAGAGGGGAGUCCUGGAUUCGGUGCCGGCAUCACUUUCAACUGUAUCUAUGCAAGAACCAAGCUCUGGGACCCCACAGGGAAAGUUGACCAAACGGGACCUGGAGAGUUGCCCACACCUCGGCCUGUCCAGCAUCACCCCAAGGGCUGACUCCGACUCAUUGCUCGCCAUGCUCACUAAAGAGAGAACUCCCGAACAGGAGACGGAAGUGACUGAGGAAGCUCGCAGGAGGACUAAGAGCAGUGGCAGCGGGGAGAGAACCCGUAGUCGGCACUUGACCGAGAACCUGACGACAACAACCAGACCUACCAGGUUCAGUUUCCCGGACAGCUCAGCGAGGCAAUCCCUGACCCCACCUAGCAGACGAAGGACUGCUUCCAGUAACAGGAACAUGUCUGGGAAGAAAGGAAGGCACCUGAGUGACCGGCAGAAAGAGCUUGCUUCACCCAUUGAGGAGAAUAAUAAUGAGCUGAAGCCCUCUCCAGAAAUGCCAGACAAGAUUAAAAAGAAGCGAACCCAAAGCCCACCCAGGCACGAUAGUUCCCUGUCUACCAACAAUUAUGCAAACUCUUCCAUGGAUGGAGCAGCCCCGGCCCUCGCACACACAUCUGCACCCUCGGAGACAAAUUGUAGCAACCCAUGCUCAAAGAAUGUGUCCGACAGUGUGUCUGAAGAUUCCUUGGAUCUUGUUGUGAAGAACGUUCUGGGGUCGGGUGUGGAAAUUGAUGAAAACUGUGACUCCAGCCAAACGAUUACCUCAUCAAAAAGACCAGGGCAGGGUGCCAUGACCUCCAGCUCUGAUGAUGAUAGUACAGUAGUAUCAGAACACUCAGCUUUCUUAGGAUCGUCUGGAAAUGCUCCCAGUUCCAGGAGUACAUCUAGUUCCACUGGAAUCCAGUGGUUAUUCAGCACAGAUGGGGAUGGUCCAUCAGACAAAGGGGGCGAGCCCUCUUCCACCAGCAAAGCAACAGAACGAGAACCUUCCCCACAAAGCCGAGAUCGAGCCAAAGAAGGCGCUAUACCAAAGAGGAAGUCCCGCCUGAGUAGCAGUACUAGCCAAAGUGAUGAAGAGAUCAAAGCAGACCCCGACCAAGGCCAAGAGCGGGCAGGGGCCAACAGCAGCAGUAACAGGCUGAUAGGCAGGAUGAUGAAGCGUGUCUUGAGGGAGGAGUCCCUUCGAUUUCAGCUGGAGGAUGCACGAGGGUCACUCAAUCCAUCCAUAAGGAGAGCCAGGCGGCAGGCAAGAUACCUGAGCUCAACCAGUGAGUCGAGACAGCGACAUCAGAGCGAUAGGGGCGAGGGUACAUCCACAAGCAGUCUCCGGCAUAGACGAGAGGCCAGGCAGACUACCCACCCGCCUUCCUCCCCACACCUAGCAGCACUGGUAUCCGUGGCCAGGCGCGAAGGCCGGUACAUGGCCUCGGCCCACGACGAUUCGUCCCCAGGAGCUGUCCACUGCUUCCAGGAUGAGCAUGGUAACUGGAUGACAUACACAUUUGACGAGAACAGUACCGGCAUAGCCCAGAGGUUGGAUACAGAGCCCAUCCCUGACACAUCACCAUCGGAUAUUGAGAAGCCAUCCAUUGAUUGGCCAGACAGUUCCAGCUGCCACUCGGACUCCACGGUCAUCACCAUGCCCAAGUCCUCAGGGGCCACCCUGGACAGUGGCGGGGCGCACUCCUCCCUGGAGGGUCACCUGCCCAUCUCCAUCCUUUUCAACCAGCCGUCCUCAGCAGGCGGUGGGGGCCGGAGGCCGUCCUGGGAUCUGUCCCGCCAUCUGCUGAGCGACCUGGGCCUGCAUGGCCUGAUGGAGGACAUCCGACGGCAGAACAGCGAGCAGAGCACACGGGAUGAGGCCCACAGCCUGGCCAGCCUGGAGCACAGUGGCCGGCAUCACCGGCGGAGCCGCAGGCACGAGCGGGCAAGGGUCAAGCACAACUACCGCUUCUGGCUGCUGCCCCGACGAUCAGUGCGGGUCACCUUUGACCGGUUGGCGUUCCUGGCGCUAUUUGACAGGAAUCGUACAUUGUUAGAGAGCAUAAUAGCCAUCCUCUUGUCUGUCCUGGUCUCCAUCCUGGGUUUUGCCGUGCUCAGCCAGGGUUACCUCUUUGAUUUCUGGGUCUUCUGGUUCUGCUUUGUCCUAGCCAGCUGUCAGUACUCCCUCCUCAAGAGCGUUCAACCCGAUGCAGCUUCGCCCAUGCAUGGUCACAACCAGAUCAUAGCCUACAGCCGCCCCAUGUACUUCUGCAUCUGCUGCGGUCUGAUCCUCCUGCUAGACUAUUGCGGCAGCCAGCCCGCUCUAUGUCAGCCUCCCCCUAGCCUCUACGGGCUGUCUAUAGGGGGGCCAGACCUGUACAGGCUGGGCAGGGAUAUGUUAAUAGUGUUUGUGUUAUGUUUUCCGUUGAUCUUCCUUCUUGGGCUCCUACCACAGUGCAAUACCUUUGCUACAUACCUCCUAGAGGUCAUUGAUGUUCAUAUAUUUGGUGGAAAUGCAACCACCGGUCUUGCUGCAGCUGUCUAUUCCUUUUGUCGGAGCGUCAUUACAGUGUUAAUACUUUUUGGUUUUGCUGUGGGUGCUCUGAAGGACAGUGCAGCAUCCCAACACCUGCUGUUCUCUGUGUUCUGCGGCCUCCUAGUAGCAGUCAGCUACCACCUCAGCCGAAGUGCCUCGGAUCCAAGUGUCUUGUGGUCAAUGGUCAAGAAAUUUGUUGUGUCUGAACCUCAAGCCACACCGGAGGGUUCACAGGAUGAAAUCAGAGAUCCUCUUCCAGGCAAACUCCAGAAAUCGGUGUGCGAGCGGCUGCAGUCGGACCUCAUCAUUUGCCUGCUGUACAGCGCGGUCCUCUUUGGCGUCCAUGCCAGCACCGUCUUCACCGUGCUGCAGCCGGGCCUGAGCUACGUGCUGUUCGGCAUCGCCGGCGUGCUGGGCUUCCUGCUCCAUUACCUCCUGCCCCAGCUGCGCAAGGAGAUGCCCUGGCUGUGCGUCUCCCACCCGCUCUUCAAGAGCAAGGAGUACUUGCUGUUUGAAGUCAGGGAUGCAGCUAAGGUCAUGUGGUUUGAGAGGAUGUUCGUCAUCCUGUGCUUUCUGGAGCGCAACAUUGUCUACCCCUUGGUGUUCCUCUGUGGCCUGACGACCACGGGACACAAGAUCACCAAUUCUUUUUCUCCAAUUGCCGGUGCCUUCAUCUUGACAGUCUGCGGACUCAAACUCCUCCGUAGUGCCUUCUCAAACACAGCCAUCCAGUACCCCAUCCUGGUUCUCACCGUUCUCUUCUUUAAGUUUGACUUCAACCAGGAAACCAUCCUGUUGGACCUGUUUGUUGUCAAUUACUUCUUGAUGUCUAUCUUUGUUCACAAGCUACAUGAGUGGAUUCUCAAGAUGAAGUUUGUCUACACUUACAUUGCUCCAUGGCAGAUCACCUGGGGGUCGGCAUUCCAUGCAUUUGCUCAGCCGUUCAGUGCGCCUCAUUCUGCCAUGCUGUUCCUACAGACCCUCAUCUCAGCGUUCUUCUCCACACCUCUCAACCCCAUCUUGGGCAGUGCCAUAUUCAUCACCUCGUAUCUACGCCCCAUGAAGUUCUGGGAGAGAGACUACAACACUAAGCGAGUGGACCACUCCAACACCCGCCUGGCCACCCAGCUGGACAAGAACCCCGGCUCGGACGACAAUAACCUCAACUCUAUCUUCUACGAACACCUGACGCGCUCGCUACAGGCCACGCUGUGCGGGGACCUGGUGCUGGGCCGCUGGGGUACGGUCAUCGCCGGUGACUGCUUCAUCUUGGCCUCGGACUACCUCAACGCGCUGGUACACGUUGUUGAGGUGGGCAACGGGCUGGUCACCUUCCAACUGAGGGGGCUGGAGUUUAGAGGAACCUACUGCCAACAGAGAGAAGUGGAGGCCAUUACUGAAGGAGUGGACGAUGACGACGGUUGUUGUUGCUGCUACCCGGGCCACUUACCCCACUUCUUGUCAGCCAACGCAGCCUUCAGCCAGCGCUGGCUGGCGUGGGAGGUCAUCGCCAGCAAGUAUGUCCUCCAGGGCUACAGCAUCUCGGACAACUGCGCCGCCUCCAUGCUCCAAGUCUUCGAUCUGCGCAAGAUCCUCAUCACCUACUACGUCAAGAGCAUCAUCUAUUACGUGGUCCGCUGCCCUAAGCUGGAGCAGUGGGUGACCAGCGAGAUCAUCCAGGAGGCCUUGAAGGAUUGCAGCGAGGAGCGGUACACGGACUGUGACCCAACCUUCACCCCCAAGAUUGACGAGGACUACGACAUGCGACAGAGCGGGAUAUCCAGGGAGAGCUUCUGCAACUGUUACCUGGGAUGGAUACAGCACUGCGCCAGCAGAAGAGAAGAGGAGCUGGAUAGUAGCAAGGCAUCUUGGCUAGUAACCCUCUGUUUUGCACUGUGUCUACUAGGCAGACGGGCACUGGGCACUGCCUCGCACCACUUGUCCACAAGCAUUCUAGAGUCCUUCCUGUAUGGCUUACACGCUCUCUUCAAGGGAGACUUCCGCAUCACGUCAGCACGGGAUGAAUGGGUCUUCACUGAUGUGGAGAUGCUGAGACGUUGCGUAGCUCCAGGGGUUAGAAUGUCCCUCAAAUUGCACCAGGAUCAUUUUACGUCGCCAGAGGAGUACGAGGACCACCAGCCAUUGUACGAUGCCAUCACUGCCCACGAACAAAACCUGGUGAUCGCUCACGAGGGGGACCCGCAGUGGAGGAAUGCUGUCCUGUCCAACACACCCUCACUCUUGGCUCUCAGGCAUGUAUUGGAUGAAGGAUCUGACGACUACAAGAUCAUCAUGCUGAACAAGAAAUAUCUCAGCUUCAGGGUUAUUAAGGUGAACCAGGAGUGCGUGCGGGGGCUGUGGGCAGGGCAACAGCAAGAGCUGGUCUUCCUGCGCAACCGCAACCCGGAGCGUGGCAGUAUCCAGAACGCCAAGCAGGCUCUGCGCAACAUGAUCAACUCCUCCUGCGACCAGCCCAUCGGCUACCCCAUCUACGUCUCGCCGCUGACCACCUCCUACGCUGACAGCAGCGAGCAGCUGGCCAGCAUCAUCGGGGGCCCGCUCAGCUUUGGCAACAUCAGAGCCACAGUCAUCAACUGCUGGAGGAGGAUUCGUAUGCGGUGCGUGACUGGCUGCAGCAGUGGGGGAGGUGGGCCAGACGGCGGGGACAAAGAUGAUACUGAGACGGUCACAGGGGGAGGAGCCAACACAAGUCACACCCUCAACUCACAAGGCGACAACACAUCCCAGCCCCAGCAGGGCUCUACGGGGCAGUCAGACACCUCCUCUCAACAGCUGCAGACACCCGGUCACAAUCGGCACAGCCUGGGCUCCAGCACGGGUUCGGUGGGCAAGCCGGGAGUGGGCCGCAUCCCCCUGGCCAGCCUGUUUGGUGACUCUGCUUACCCCAAGGAUCCCUACCUGGCACACAGAGUCAGGAUCAUGGAUCCCAGCAUGGUGUACGAAAAGCUGCACACCAGCAAGUUUGUCAUGUGGCCGGAGGAGAGCAUGCGGUCAGCGGGCGGCCGGAAUGCCUGGAAGGGCUGGAACCCAGAGGAGGGCAUGGAGGGGACCGUGGUCCACACCUGGGUGCCAUGCCAUCGAGACCAGUCCCGCAGGUCGCACAUCGACAAAACCAUACUCCUGGUGCAGGUGGGCGCUAGAUAUGUGCCAAUCCUCGAGGCGGCUGUCUUGGACCUGGGUGCCGAGGUUUGAGGAAUGCCCAGGUGGCACUGUUAGGGAAAGCAAGAAACGGAGUGGGAAGGAGACCAGCUUUGGAUGCCUGCCCAUUCCAGAACGGGCUGGUUGUUGGACCUGGACAGUGAGGUGUUAUGGUAAGGCCUUAUCUGCAGUGGUCUGCUGUAAGGAGGACCUGCUGAUGAGUCAUAGCAGGCUGUGGUUAGCACAUUCCAGAAGCCUAACCCACUGAGGGCUCAGGCAAUAAGGUUGGAACGGACCUUGGUAACGUCCAGCUUCAGAGUGACAGCAAGCCCAAGUUGAGAAAGAUGCCCGUUAUUGAACCAAUCACGGAUGGGUGCCCAAAGCAUUUAGACCUGGGCAGAGAGGGUCAGGAGGCACUGCCACAGCUAGAAAGUGGUUUCAAUUUUUCUAUUGUGUAUAGGUAAAGGCCUAUCAGUUAUUAACUGGUCUCGCAAGGUGCCCUUGGUUAAGAAAAGACAAGUAAAUACAAUGAAGCAAUGUUUUGUUUUGGGGGUGGGUGGAAAUCCCCCCCAACUAAUAUUUUGUUGAAAACCCAGGGUAUCAGGUAGGAACUGAGAACCCAAUCCACAUGUCAACCUGGGUGGGAUUUGAACCCGGGUUGCCGAGGUGGAACGUAAGGAAAGUAUCACUACGCCAACCACACCCCCCCCCAAGUGCUGCGGUGUGAGAUAAAUCAUGUACCAGUCAUUGUCCAUUCAUGUUGACCACUGUGUGGAAAAUGAAACCAGAUAAGAUCAACGUACAAUGUGGCUAGAAAGACAAACCAGCUGGUGUUGGUAAAAAAUGGCAUAAAACUCAGCUGUCACGGUUUUACCCCAAGCACCAGCUGUUCAUUGAUGGUUCAGUAUGGUAGAAGGUCACACGACACCACGUCUUGGUAGAAACAAAACACAAUGAUGAACUCAUUCCAACUUAAUGCCAGGAACUGAAAUGACGAUUUGUAUUUAUUUUGUGAACCCACACCAUGUCCGAUUUCAUUGAAACUAAAAGGCCAACAAAGUGUCUGUCUCCAUACAUUCUUAGAAUGAACCUUGGGUGGAACAGAUUUGGAAGGUAACCCAAAAAGGCUGGAAAAUUCUUGGAGUUUCACUACAUUUUAACAGUUUUUAGUAGAGUGCCAUUUUAUUCCCCUAAGGUCGGAUGUUUAUAAUCCCAUAGCCCUUUACAACUGAAGAAUCAUGUUGAUUUUCUAUAAAUCUUCCAGCUGUUUGGCAAUAUGUAUGGAGCUAAUUUUUUAAAAAUUUUAUUUCCUUCAUCUCUGAGGUGAGCAACAUUUAUCAGUAGAUGUACAUGAAUUGCUUAGUUGGCAGUCGAGUUUACAUGAAAGAGAUUGAUGCUGCCAGAUACAAAAAGUCUAGCUUUCCUAGAAUGUCGAAAUGUUGGAAGCAUUGACAGGGUUAAGGUUGCCGUAUUUGGUUAACUUGUGACAGAUGUAGCAGAACUGAAUCUACAGAAUAUCUUCAACAUUCUUGACUGAGAUCAACCACAAAUCAUAUACACGCAUGUUGUGGUUAGAAUCGAUAUUCAGAAGCACACAACAGGGUUAUCAAACUCAGCAUACUUCCAUUGUGUAAUACCUUUCUGUGCGGUUGACAGAUUGAUUUGCAAUUCAACUCUCAAGCAGCCCCCAUUUGGAUACUAACCACUUAAGACCAGUUACCGGUAUUCUUGGAAAGCUUGGCUUUGAAACGUCCUUGGUAAUUAUCAUAUGCAUCUACUAAGGAGAAAUCUUAAAGAGCAGAGUCUUAAAGACCUGAUCGUCUAUGAUUGGCAAUGAACACUGAAAGUAGUUCUAGUUGAUAAUUAAUUUCCUGUCCUGGCUUUAUUCACAACACAAUGUCCUAUAGUUUCAUUUUUUUUUCAUUCAUUUGUUUUUUGUUUACAGUAAGGAUCCUGCAUAGUUCUGUAUUGCUCCUCAAUCCUUUGAUGCAUAGAGUAUUGUGGAAUAAUUGAAUAAGCUUUCAGGCAUGCAGUGUAAAUACUGAGCCAGUCACAAGUGUCUUUAUAAACUGUCUUCAGUGACAUGCUCUUGUUUCCUCUGCAACCAGCUGGGGCCAAUUUCAUAGAGCUGCUUAAGCACAAAAUUUGCUUAAGCGGGAAAAAACCUUGCUUGAUAAAUCA